Molecule: messenger RNA, 1458 nt
Organism: Nicotiana attenuata
Lineage: Eukaryota; Viridiplantae; Streptophyta; Magnoliopsida; Solanales; Solanaceae
Product: gamma-glutamyl hydrolase 2-like
Exons: 14
Coding region: 1-1062 (353 amino acids)
Biological process (GO): tetrahydrofolylpolyglutamate metabolic process
Cellular component (GO): vacuole
Molecular function (GO): gamma-glutamyl-peptidase activity
Source: RefSeq, a predicted model, not a curated record
AUGACGCCUGCAACUGUUCAACAAAAUCGCAAGUACCCAGAGAAACGCAAGUCCUUCGCUUUUUUUGUACCACGUGGAAGGCCUUCUGCGCAACACUUGUACGCCGCGGCUGCUCAUUAUGUGAUCCAGGUACCUCCUACUAGUCCUGCUAUUAGUUGCGUACUUGCUGCUGCUCUGGAGACUUCAAGCGGUCAGCCCAGCCGACCUGGACCGAGACAAUCACAGCAUCCGCGCCCUUCGAGAGCUUGUUUUGAGUGUGGCGACACUCGCUGUAUCGUGAGGGAUUGCCCAAGUCUUAGGAGGGGUGCACCUCCAAAGACUUCUCAGCUCAAACAAAAACUUAAUCUAGUCAAUGGCGUUAUCUUCACUGGAGGACGGGUCAAGGAUGGUCUCUACUUUGAGGUUGUCAAAGGAAUAUUCCAGAAAGUCUUGGAGAAGAAUGAUGCGGGUGAGCAUUUCCCUCUUCUUGCCAUCUGCUUGGGUUUUGAACUUUUAACAAUGAUCAUCUCCAAGGACAAUAACAUUCUUGAGGAAUUCAGUGCAGCCAAUCAAGCCUCUACAGUACAAUUCGUGGAAAAUGUAAAAUUGGAAAGAACAGUGUUUGGAAGGUUCCCCUCUGUGUUGAUAAAGAAGAUGAGUACAGAUUGCCUUGUGAUGCAAAAUCAUCAUUUUGGCAUAUCACCAGAAAGGCUUCAAGCAAAUAAAGAUUUAUGUAGUUUUUUCAGGAUAUUGACGACUAGUACAGAUAAGAAGAACAAGGUCUAUGUCUCCACUGCUCAAGCACGACGCUAUCCCGUAACUGCUCUCCAGUGGCACCCUGAGAAAAAUGUUUUUGAAUGGCGCUCAUCACAGAUUCCACAUACCGAGGAUGCAAUUCAAGUAACUCAACAUGUUGCCAACUAUUUCGUCAGUGAAGCAAGAAAAUCUUCUAACAAGCCAGCGCCUAGCAAAUUGCUUGACAACCUCAUCUACAAUUAUAGUCCCUCUUUUGCUGGGAAAGCUGGGGGUAGUUUUGAUGAGGUCUACCUCUUCUCUCCGCGUCCCACCUUGAGCUCUCUGUAAAUGCCAGUGAACUGCAAAAGUAUUGAAUGUUCUAAGCUUAUACAUGAGAAAGAUGCCAUGCGAAUGUUGUUCACGGUUCGGUCUGGUCUUCAAUCUCCAGUUAUCCAGCAACUCCGACAAGCGAAUUGCUUUAUACCACUUGUAUUAUGAUUGUUUAUAAUUCCUCUGCCCAAAUAGGUUCCAAACAUGGCUGAGGCAAUGAUGUUUGUAUGUCACCAGAAAGAGCAUACAGUUAUGUAUUUCGCCUCUCCCUAUACUAAGGGGCUCAUCUGCAUACAUACAUGACAAGAAAAGAAAAGAAUUACUCUUCAUUUUAUGUGGCAUGUUGAAGUCAGUGUAAAAAAAGUUUUAGACUAUCAAGUCAAUCUAAAGAAUACUUACAGAUAAGUCUCUAUA